AUGGGUCUGCUAGAAGUAUUAUGUUGGUUGAAUAGUACAAAUAGAACAAGUACACCAAUUGUCAUUGAAACAAAUUGUAUGCAAGUAGCAAAAGCCAUUCUAGCAAAACCAGUAAACAAGACUGAAUUUGGUAGCAUAAUUGAGUUGUGUCUUAGAAUAUUAGCUGAGUUUGAUAACUGUAAGGUCAGUUUCGUUAGGCGACAAGCCAAUCGAGUAGCUCAUGAAUUAGCUCAGCCGACUCAUGAUGUUAUCAAGAAGUACAAGCUUGCAAAGUCAAAUUUAGAUGAAUUGAAGAAGCUAGGAGCAUGCAUUUUACAUGGAGUUGAUGCAACCAAGCUGAAAUUUGAUUCACAUUUAAAAAUGAGAAGGUUUGAUCGAAUUAUAUUCAACUUUCCUCAUGCAGGCUUUGUUAAGAAGGAAGAUAACUGGUUGAUGAUCAAGAUGCAUAAAGACCUUGUGUAUGGUUUCUUCAAGAAUGCAAGGCACAUGCUUGUGGCCAAUGGUGAAAUUCAUGUCAAUCACAAAAUGAAACCGCCCUACACUAACUGGAACUUAGAGAAGCUUGCUGAGAAAAGCUUUCUAAUCUUGAUUGAGUGUGCUAAAUUCGAGAAAAAAGAUUAUCCAGGUUAUAACAACAAGCGAGGAGAUGGAAAUCGAUGUGAUAAACCCUUUUAUCUUGGUGAAUGCAGCACCUUCAAAUUUACAUCACUUGAUGCUAAAUGA
This is a messenger RNA of Trifolium pratense (red clover), 723 nucleotides long. RefSeq names its product heavy metal-associated isoprenylated plant protein 41-like. Gene Ontology annotation, cellular component: cytoplasm. Gene Ontology annotation, molecular function: RNA-DNA hybrid ribonuclease activity; nucleic acid binding; rRNA (uridine-N3-)-methyltransferase activity. The transcript has 3 exons. The coding region runs from base 1 to 723 and encodes 240 amino acids. Gene Ontology annotation, biological process: rRNA base methylation. NCBI's taxonomy places the organism in Eukaryota, Viridiplantae, Streptophyta, Magnoliopsida, Fabales, Fabaceae. The record is from RefSeq and is a predicted model, not a curated record.